UGAUUCAUCGCGACCGCUGCCUUGACGGGUUCCUUUUGACGGUGUUCUCACCUCGUUUGUGUUAUUAGCAUCAUAUUUUUGACUAUUUCACCGCAAUCAUGGCCAAAUUUGAUUUGACAUCGAAGAUAGGACAGUAUUUGGAUCGACACUUGGUAUUUCCACUGCUGGAGUUCCUCUCGGCUAAGGAGAUUUAUGAUGAAAAUGAAUUGCUACACGCCAAGCUAGCUAUUCUCAGCAAAACCAAUAUGAUCGAUUAUGCUAUCGAUAUCAGAAUGCAGUUGUAUCCAGAUGUGGAAGUUCCCGAGACAUUGAAGUCUCGUCGUGCUGAAGUUGUGCAGGAACUCGGAGUUCUCCAGAACAGCGUAUCAGUUGUUGUAUCGAUUAUGAACAACGAAAAGGCGAUGAAAAAAAUGGAGGAAAUGAGGGAUUCAAAAGCCUUGAAUAACUAUUUGACACAAGAAUUGGACUUCCAAAUUGAGAUGUUGGAUAAUCUUGUGAAAUUAGCCAAAUACAGAUACGAGUGUGGAAACUAUUCUAUCACAACAUCGUAUUUGUACUUCUACAUGCUCAUUAUGCCAUCCACAGACAAGAAUUACUUGAACGUGCUCUGGGGUAAGUUGGCUUCCGAAAUUCUCGCUCAGAACUGGGAUACAGCUUUGGAGGACGUGAACAAAUUGCGAGAGUACAUCGACAGCAAUGCGAUCGGCAAUUCUCUCCAAGUUCUCCAGCAGCGAACCUGGUUGAUCCACUGGAGUCUCUUCGUGUUCUUUAACCACGCAAAAGGCCGAGACUUGAUAAUCGAAAUGUUUCUGCACCGACCCCACUACCUCAACGCCAUCCAGACCAUGUGCCCUCACAUUCUGCGGUACUUAGCUGCUGCUGUCAUUGUCAACCGCUCCAGACGUUCCAUUUUAAAGGAGCUUGUAAGGGUCAUCCAACAGGAGUCUUACACGUAUCGCGAUCCAAUCACAGAGUUCGUAGAGCAUCUCUACGUGAACUUUGAUUUUGAUGGCGCACGCCAGAAACUUCAGGAGUGCCAGACGGUCGUCUUCAACGACUUCUUCCUUAUUGCUCUGCUCAAUGAAUUCGUGGAGAACGCAAGGCUCAUGAUCUUUGAGACCUUCUGCAGGAUCCACCAGUGCAUCUCCAUUGGUAUGCUCGCGGAGAAGCUCAACAUGAAAGCAGAUGUUGCUGAAUGCUGGAUCGUCAACCUCAUUCGCAAUGCCAGGCUCGAUGCUAAAAUCGACAGCAAACUGGGACAUGUUGUGAUGGGAGGACAGCCCGCUUCACCUUAUCAUCAGCUUGUGGAAAAGAUUGAGACACUGGGUGUCAGGAGCGAAGCUUUGGAGAACCUCAUCGAGAGGAAGUUGAAAGCUAAAAAUCAGGAACCUGUUAGCAUAGUGUGGAAUUAAGGUAAAAGGUCGAGAUUUUGUUACCUGAUGAAUUAAUUUAAUAUUCAUUAUGUGGAAUCCAGGAAAGAAUGAAGAUUGGCUUAAUAAAAGAAUUUUUAUCUCUAA
Molecule: messenger RNA, 1517 nt
Organism: Diachasmimorpha longicaudata
Lineage: Eukaryota; Metazoa; Arthropoda; Insecta; Hymenoptera; Braconidae
Product: eukaryotic translation initiation factor 3 subunit E-like
Exons: 4
Coding region: 99-1412 (437 amino acids)
Biological process (GO): translational initiation
Cellular component (GO): nucleus; eukaryotic translation initiation factor 3 complex; cytoplasm
Molecular function (GO): translation initiation factor activity
Source: RefSeq, a predicted model, not a curated record